Diospyros lotus (date-plum) is the source of this 1315-nucleotide messenger RNA. Its product is annotated as F-box/kelch-repeat protein At1g80440-like. The transcript has a single exon. Lineage: Eukaryota; Viridiplantae; Streptophyta; Magnoliopsida; Ericales; Ebenaceae. Gene Ontology annotation, molecular function: protein binding. The record is from RefSeq and is a predicted model, not a curated record. The coding region runs from base 61 to 1143 and encodes 360 amino acids. Gene Ontology annotation, biological process: regulation of phenylpropanoid metabolic process; negative regulation of cytokinin-activated signaling pathway.
CGUCAAAGCCCCAGGCCAAUUCAUUCUCUUUCUUCCUUUUUUUGUUUCCGCAGGACAUCUAUGACCUGCUCCAACUCUUCCAUGGAGCUCCUUCCGGGUCUUCCGGACCAUCUCGCUCUCGAAUGUCUUAUCCGUUUACCUUUCCAUCACUUCUCCGUCGCCGCCUCCGUUUCCAAGGCUUGGAACGCCGAAAUUCAGAUGCCCGAGUUCAGACGCCGCCGGGAUGAGGCCGGGUUCUCCCGCUCCGUUCUUGUGCUGGCGCAGGCUCGGGUCGAUCCCAACAGAGAAAGAAACUCCAAGGUCAUGGCUACUCCCGCUUACCGCCUCACCCUCUGCGACCCAGAAUCCGGAUCCUGGUCGGAGCUGCCGCCGUUGCCGGCAUUUUCAGACGGGUUGCCCAUGUUCUGCGGCCUCGUCGGAGUUGGGUCGGAGCUGGUAGUGAUGGGCGGGUGCGAACCGGGGAAUUGGCGGAUUUCCAAUUCAGUCUUCGUUUACAGCUUCGUGUCAGGGAAGUGGCGGCGCGGGGCUCCGAUGCCGGGCGGCCCGAGAAUAUUCUUCGGGUGCGUGUCGGAUUCCGGCGGGGCGGUGUACGUUGCAGGGGGUCACGACGACGAAAAGAACGCGCUGAAAUCGGCGAUGACGUAUGACGUAGCGAGGGACGAGUGGGCCCCGCUGCCGGACAUGGCGGAGGAGCGCGACGAGUGCAAGGCGGUUUUCCAUCGUGGCAAGCUCCACGUAAUCAGCGGGUACCCGACGGAAAUGCAGGGCCGGUUCCGGGCCGACUCCGAAGCCUUGGAUAUCUCAGCCGGCCGGUGGGAUCACGAAGAGGAAUCCUUGUGUUCUGCCACGUGCCCGAGAACCUGCGUGGACGACGGCGAUGGACGGCUGUACAUGUGCCAGGACGGAAACGUAAUGGCACGCGAGGAGGGCACCUGGGAGCGGGUAGCGGCACUACCGGCGGCGGUGCGGAACGUGGCGCACGUGACCGCGUGGCAGUCGAAGUUGGUGGUGAUUGGUUGCGAGCGGUAUGGCGAGGCCCACAGGGCUCAGUUGAUGGAUUUGAAGAGUGGAAGCUGGAAUGAAGUGGCCGGCGGCGAGGAAUACGGCGGGCACGUCCAGGGCGGCUGUUAUCUGGAGAUAUAAAUUAAAGCAACCACGGCUUCACCUGUACACAAUGAUUUAAAAUCCCAACAGAUCAUCUGAUUUAAUUUUUUUUUUUUAUUGGGUGUUCGAAAUUCGCGGAAUUGAUAUGUGCGGGUGACUUUCUCUUUUCAUGUAUUUUUAAAUAAAUUUAAAUAUAAAUAUAAUUUAUAUA